UCCCUGUCGGUGAGGGCAGUCAGCUACUGGGUAAUAUCGUAAAGUCUGCGUGCACAGCUUAAACGGUGUGUUUUGAAAUUGGACGUAAUUGGGGAUAAAUUGCUUGCUGUGUCGUGAUGACAAGAUGUGUCGGCCAGCCUACCAUGUCUGUGUCCUAUAAGAGGAACACCUCCACCCCCAGUGACAUUAAAACCCUCAGUGUGGACGAUAUUUACCUUCUAGCAGAGAAAGAAAGGGCAAGGUCAUCCUACCGGAACCGCCGCCAUGUUCUAGAACUUGCCCAGAAGGAUGUGCGCCGCGACGACGGUCUGUCAAGGCCACACUCCAGUGCUAGCCGCAUCCUGCACAAGCAUCACAGUCUCACCACCUCGUUAGAUCCCCAGAUGGACCGGAGAAGCAGAAUGAGUUCAGCCCAUUCUACGCUGAAGCCGAACACUCCGGAUCCGGACGAUGAAAACCUGGACGAGGUGAGAUCUUCUCACUCCUGCGAAGUCAUGGGACCGAGCGCUUGUCACGAGUGCCGGAAGUCCAAGUCACGUGCCAAGAGUAGGGAUCAUGCAGAUGCCUCGUUUCCAAGUCUGAGGGUGACUCAGCAGAAUAUUACCACAUCUACUCUGGUGAAGCGUCUGUACCCCGGGAUGAGUAAUGCUGAUAUCCAUACAAAAAUAGCCCGUGGUGAAAUAGCACGGUCCCACCUCCCCAAGGCUUUGCAGUGUCACACCGCCGCUAACAACAACCCUGUCGAAACUGAUGAUGCAACGCGGAGAGAGAAACUCAAACAAAACGAAAAAACUGCUUUCACGAUAGCCAGACUGAAAAACAAGCUGAAGCGGGGAACGCCAAGCACACCGAUGUACUUCCAUAACAUCCACGACCUUAAUUACAAAAUUUUGUCAGGAAAGGUCCCGCGUGAGUUAGGAUUCACUAACUUGUCAAAAUCCCACGCCGGUAAGAAAAACGAUACAAGGCGAGAUUCCGCUGUCGAUUCCUUGUUCCCUGUUUUCGUGAGUCCACGAAAAGUCACAAUGUAUAAGGAGCCAUCAUAUAAGACAUACUUCGGUCCUCCAUUAUUGCCGAGGGCUAGCCAGAAACCAGAACCGUCCUUCUUUGCGGGUUCUGAUUUUGAAUACAAGCUUCCAGAAAGACUUCCGGAUAAGUUGGUAUUCGUAGACACGAUGAGGCAACGCCUCCACUCCGCCAUCUCCCUCGCCUCUUCCGUCAUCAGCGACGACACCGAGUCACAGUCUAUUGACAAACUAGAAAAUACUGAAUAGUCUUUGACAGUGACAGUCGUCGUAUCAUGAUCUCCGACUUCUUAAAGAUGUGCCAGUUCUAGCCAAGAGAAAGUCAUGUUAUCGUUCAUGAAUCAAAAGCGUUCAUGUUCAUGUUCAUGUUCAUGUUCAUGUUCAUGAAUCGAUCGUGGAGGCAUAUAUGUGUUCAUAAUAUUGAAUAUAUAGUGUUACUUUAAAGUAACUAUCACACCUUUUACUUGCCAUCACUAUGUUCCAUGUGCUAUUAUACCGUUCGAAAAGUUAAUACACGGUAUUUAGAACAUGUCAAAACGUAUGUCAGUUUUAUAACUGCUCACUUGAACAUGAAGUGACUGAUGAAAAUAUAAAACAUACAAAAUUUCAGAAAGUCUGUUGUGGGCUUCAUAAUUGUCUAAUGACAAAUUAUGUUUAUAUAGAUAUGCACUACAUAUGUUCUUGAUAUUGAAUAAAUAUUAUCCUAUUAAAUGGCACAUCCCACCUUGAGUGUCUGUGAGAGAAGAUGAGUUUCCCUACAGUGAACUUAUAGCUGCUGAAACACCAGUAAAUUUUAUAAAUGUAACAGAACAGCC
Messenger RNA from Haliotis rubra (blacklip abalone), 1840 nucleotides. RefSeq lists its product as uncharacterized. The coding region runs from base 117 to 1274 and encodes 385 amino acids. NCBI's taxonomy places the organism in Eukaryota, Metazoa, Mollusca, Gastropoda, Lepetellida, Haliotidae. The transcript is spliced from 2 exons. The record is from RefSeq and is a predicted model, not a curated record.